ACCAUGUGUCAGACGGCCAGUGUCGGUGUUGUGGUGCAGCUGUGGGGUAAAACGAGUCAGCGUCGGCCCGACUACAGAUAUCGACCAGCCUUGGAACAAAAAGUGUGACGUCAGCGACAGCGUGGCUCGUCGGUUGUGACGGUGCACGCCGGCGUCAGUAGUGGUCCCGCUCCCAGCAGCGUGGGUGGUGAACGGGAUUCCACCGGAAGCGACAGUGGUGUCCCCACAACGGCAGUAGCGCAGUGCCCGAACCCCGCUAGCAGCGGUGACAAAGUGGCGGCCCGGCCUCUACCAGCGACAGUGCUGUGUUCACUUUUUACACUGGCGGCGAAAGUGCUCCUAGCAAAGUAUAAACUAUAUACGCAGCGGUACCUAACAGGGUGUACUGUAGCCACCUGUCUGUCUCAUUGGUUACUUCACUAUCUUUUCACCAGCUCACGGCAGUCGUAAAUAUUCCAUCCCGGAGGCAGUGCUGCCGGCUGAAGAUGCUGGCCGGCUGCUGGUGCCGCCCGGCCCAACAGCUGCUGCUGCUGAUGCUGCUGACCACAGCCGGCCUGCUGCUGAUCGGGCUGACAUCGCUCAGAGAGCCGGCGCUGGGCGUCCUCCCCCGGCCGGCUCUGCAGAGUACCGUACCGCGCACCGCGGCACCGGUCCCCGCCGGCCCGGUGCCGCGCCCGGGCCGGCUCCGGCGGUGUCCCACACCCAGCAGGCUGCUCUCCAUCAACUCUGCCGGCCGGCUCGGCAACAUCAUGUCCGAGUACGCCACGCUACUGGCGGCGGCCGGCGAGCUGCGCCGGCCCGCCUGGCUCCAUCCGGACAUGGCGCGCACCCUGGCCGUCUACUUCGGGCGGCUGUGGGUGCCGGUACUGCCCAUCAGCUGCCGCGUCAACUGGACAACCAUAUCCACUGAGGAGCUGAUGGCCAAGCGGCCCGACUCCGACACCAACCACAUGAUCGGCGGCUUCCCACACGCCGUGCCGCUGUUCCAUCCACUGCGCGCGCGGCUGCUGCGGGACUUCACCUUCCGGAAGGAGCUGCGCCAGCGCGCCGACCUACGACUCGCCGAGCUGGCGUAUCAGGCGGCCGUCACGGCGCCCACCUUUAUCGGCGUACACGUGCGGCGCACAGACUACAGCACGUGGCUGGCGCGGAGCGUACGUGGCCGCGUGGCCGGCGUGAGCUACCUGCGCCGAGCCGUGGCGCUGAUGAAAAGUCGACACCGAAACUCACUGUUCGUAGUCGUCUCAGACGACCCGGAAUGGUGCAGGAAAAACCUCCGCGGACUUCAGCGCGUUGUGGUCGCCGGGGAUGGGGUACAGAAUCGGCCCGGGGCCGAUCUGGCGCUGCUGGCCGCCUGUAAUCACACAGUAGUCACUCACGGCACGUUCGGCUUCUGGGCGGCCUACCUGGCGGGCGGGGAGGUGGUGGCGCCCACCGGGUACGGUCGGAGACCCACCGGCCUGGAGCAGGACGUGCGCCGCGCCCGGCUCGGCUGGACAUGGCUGCCGGCCAAAGGACAGUGAUGGUGCCGGACAGUGACGGGCAUUGACAAUACCGGACUGUGGGAAAGUCGGACAAUGUUGGUAUUUGACAGUAACGGUGGUGGAUCUGACAUGGUGGAUAGCAGUUGUAAAAAUGAGAUGUCAAACGCAUUGGAAUGGAACGCAAAAUGUCGAGUGUCUGGGUUAAACGUCUGAACUAUAAGCUAGGUAGUGAAAGUGAUGUUUACCGCAUUGAUGACAAAUGUAGUGAUAUCAGCCGUGUGACGUCCAGCGUAAAUAUGAUGCUGAAUUAUGACGUCGAGCGGGUGACGUCUCUGGCGUUUCUGACGCGCGGUAACCUCAAGCGGCUGUGGAACACCAGCGCGGCGGUGGCCGCUCGGCCCAGCGGUCUUUUACCACUCCGCUGAAGUUCAGUCAGCGGGCCCGCGAUGAAGUCCUUCCUUGACAAGGGCUUUGAUAGGAUCUUCCGCAGGGACCACUUAUUAUGAGCAGGCCUGCCAAUUGCUGGUUGGCGAUUCCCCAAUUCAUGGGAGCGACGCUUAAUUAAUCAAGACACUGACAACACAUAUGUAGGUAUGUGCGGCGGAAGAAAUUGUAAAAAUAUAGGACAAGCCAACAGUGGAAAUGUACAUAACGACGAAUUCCGUUAAAUCGUUAAUCGUUAACUCGUUACAUUGUAACAAAAAUAACGCAUAAGUAGUCCGACGUUUGCCGUAUUCUCUUUAUAAAGGUUUAUCAAAGGCAAAUGUUAGAAUAGAAAUGAGCAAUCGUCCUUGAAAAGAGAAAAUGUAAAACAAUUACAGACUCCGCAUUUAAUUUGCAAUAUCGACUCGAAGAUUUCACAAAGCUUAUUUCUUCAUAAGGAGCGUUUGAAAGUUUUUUUACCAGCCUUUGACCUCAUUGGCGCUGCCUUAGUAUUGUACAUGUUGUUAAAUGCAAUGUUAUGGGAGGGACGACAUACCUUGAAUGCUAGGAAUGACUUUUCAAGAGUGAAUUUGAACACUGUGUUGACUAUGAAUAGGUAAUGGAUGUGCUGUUGUUCUUUGUGACAAUCGGUGCUGACAAGCGGCCGUCAACAACCUUGAUACGUAGAGUACAAAAGGAAUCAUGUUGUCUUGAUUAGUGCCGGCCACAUGACCAUUACGUGCCAUGCCACGAACCAAUCCAUAAGUCAGUGCCGCAAUAGACAUGCAUUCUUC
This is a messenger RNA of Amphibalanus amphitrite, 2701 nucleotides long. RefSeq names its product galactoside alpha-(1,2)-fucosyltransferase 2-like. NCBI's taxonomy places the organism in Eukaryota, Metazoa, Arthropoda, Thecostraca, Balanomorpha, Balanidae. Gene Ontology annotation, cellular component: membrane. Gene Ontology annotation, biological process: carbohydrate metabolic process. The transcript is spliced from 2 exons. Gene Ontology annotation, molecular function: galactoside 2-alpha-L-fucosyltransferase activity. The record is from RefSeq and is a predicted model, not a curated record. Bases 486 to 1523 code for a protein of 345 amino acids.